GCUUUAAAUGUAUUUCAACUUUCAGUUCACUGUAACAUCUUGUAAUCCAAAAUUCCAGAUGGAUCUAAGAUAUUACAGUUUGCUCAAAAAAACUUUUCCUCAUGAUUAUAUACUGACCUAUACAAUAUAAUGAGAUAAGAUCUAUCAUUAAAAACUGUCUGUUACUUCUGUAUUUAAAGGGCACCAAGUGACCAAGAGCACACAAUGGAAGAUAAGGCAUUAAGGUGUCUCCAAAACAAGAGCCCAAUAUUCACAUUAGGAAGUGUGGGGCCAUAUGACAUUCAAGUGAACAGUUUGAACUCUUUAAUGAGGGAUGAGCAAGUUUCUGACGAGGUCAUGAAUUCCAUAUGUGAUAUCCUUAGCAAGGAUCGCCCAGGUGUUGUACAUAUCAAUUGUCAGGCCCUCACGAAAAUACUGGAUGGAUCUAAAAGGGCAAAGAGCCACUAUUUUCUCAAGAACAACAUUUUGGAAAGGGCAACAGAGGUGUUUGGAGUGUAUCUCGAGAAUGGCAAUCAUUGGAGCUUUUUUCAUUGCAAUGUUGACAGAAGGUGCAUCACCUACUUUAACUCACUUGGAGAGACAGAGUGGCAAUGCCAAGCAAUUGCUCAGCACUGGUCUGCAUUUGCAGCCUCAAGGGGAGUAAAAGGAGAGUGGGACCUCAAAACCACAAAACAUAAUUUGCAAACCGAUUCAGUGUCAUGUGGUAUCCACACACUUGCAUUUGCCACUGAAUUUCUGAAGGCUGGUGGCUUUAUAACCUCCUUCCAGUGCCCUGUAAUACAACAGGAAAGAAUGCGCCUGUCCUCACUUUUGUUUGAAUCUUUAGAUCGAACCAAAAAAUGUGGAAUUUGUGCCAAAAAUAUUUCAGGAAGAAAGAAAAUGGCAUGUACCUGUGGGGCAGUGCUGCAUGUACUGUGUGCAGCCACACCCAUGUGCUACAUAUGUCAAGAAGACAGCAACCCAUUGGCCCAAAUCUCUUUGCCUGCAUCAGAUACUGCAGCACACUCAGCUGACCCAGACGUGUUAGUUGAGACCUCUGGAUCUGAUGAAGGCUCUGCACUACAACAGGAAGAGAAAGUUAUAUCCAUGUUGGAGGCCAUAGGUAAACCUGUGGCCUGUUGCAGCGAGGAAGAGAUGGAGGAAACCAAGGAGGAAGAGAGGCAUAAGCACAAUGGAGAAAGACAUAGGGAACACGAGGAAGUGCAGGAAAAAGAAAAGAAAGUGUAUAAAGUUUUAGGAAGGCUAACAGCACAAGGAAAGACCUACCAGGUAGAUGAAGAUGAGCUGAAGAGAAGAGUCAAAGGAGAAAACAUGUCCACAAACAUGUUCAGAGCGUUAAUAAGGGUUGGCAAAAAAGAUGUUCCACCCAAUGUGCUGCAGCAGCCUAAAAAGGCAAAGACAAAGGUGACGAUAUUCAGCACUUUAACAGAGGGAGAGGCGGAAGACCUUGCCAAGGGGUUUGGAAUGGCACUGACCAAACAUGUGCCAAAAGACCAACUACUUUCUGGGAUACCUGAAGAGGACAUCCCAGCAACACUGAGAACCAUUGAACAAAUGAAGCUUAAUGUGCAAAACCUUGGCCCUGAAUCAGAGCUGGAUUUGGCCACUCACCGCUUUGGACCUACAGCCGCUGAUUUUUUCUUUUCCUUUUUAGAGGACUGUAUGAAAAAAACUCAGCACCCAUAAGGGGCACAC
Messenger RNA from Carassius auratus (goldfish), 1695 nucleotides. RefSeq lists its product as uncharacterized. The transcript is spliced from 15 exons. Lineage: Eukaryota; Metazoa; Chordata; Actinopteri; Cypriniformes; Cyprinidae. The record is from RefSeq and is a predicted model, not a curated record. Bases 205 to 1686 code for a protein of 493 amino acids.